Hordeum vulgare subsp. vulgare (domesticated barley) is the source of this 813-nucleotide messenger RNA. RefSeq names its product zinc finger protein 4-like. The record is from RefSeq and is a predicted model, not a curated record. The transcript has a single exon. Bases 172 to 618 code for a protein of 148 amino acids. Gene Ontology annotation, molecular function: DNA-binding transcription factor activity. NCBI's taxonomy places the organism in Eukaryota, Viridiplantae, Streptophyta, Magnoliopsida, Poales, Poaceae.
UCGCUAGCUCGCUCAGACCAGCGCCCCCGCGCCACUCCCUCUGCUCCUUCUUGGCUUCUUCUUCCUCCACACGGCCACACACACGCCACCGCGUCCCCAACUGCCACGCCCACUAGCUCUGCGAUCCACGUGCCGGCCGGGCUUGCUUGCUCCGUUCAUCGACCAUCGACCAUGGAGGGCGAGGCGCCGCAGCCGCACCAGCUGCUGCUGCACGGCGUCAGCCUCGACCUCCGCCUCGACACGGCCGCGCACCAGCAGCUGCCCGGGGCCCGGCGCCGGGCGUCCCCUGCCACUCCCGCCGUCGUCGACCACGCCGGCAAGGAAGGCUUCUCGUGCAACUACUGCCACCGCAAGUUCUUCACCUCGCAGGCGCUCGGCGGCCACCAGAACGCCCACAAGCUCGAGCGCACGCUCGCCAAGCGCAGCCGCGACGUCUCAGCCGCCACCGCGACGGCUUCCUCUUCCACGACGACCGUCCGCGGCGGCGGCAGGGAGCUCUGGGCUGCCCUCGACUCUCCGGCGAUGGCGCCCGUGAUGGGCAUGGGUUGGGCUGGCAGCACCACAGCGGCCGGUGGGGAGGCAGUGGCGCCGGAGAUAGACUUGUCUCUCAAGCUCUGACGAGCUAAUUAAGCCAGCAGUACUACAUUCCAGAGGCAACAUGUGCAUGCAUGCGCGCGCCUAGCUAGCGUGUCAACAAGUAGCGCUUAGCAAAUUGUUGCAUGUACCUGGCGAUUAAUUAAUUAUCUCGAUUAUAUGCAAUUGAUUGUUUCAGCUCACCGAUAUAUAUAUAAUUCACAGCCCUCUUUGAUUUGA